CUUCCUUUGUAAUUCAAGUUCCCCUUUGUAAGUGACUCAUGUUGGUCUUUAGUGCUCAGGGUGGCCCAAGAUCAUCUAGGUGUCUCCAACAUUUACACAUUACAGGAAGUGCUGAUAUUCUCUCCAGUGGAAACUUCACCAUAUAUUUACUGAAGUGUACAGUCAUGCUGAUUUGAUCCCACAGGUCUCAAGAGCUCCUUUAACAACUGGUAAUGUAAUGGAACAGCCCUUAAGAGGGUGACGAUUCAAUCAAGGGGAAGUGGUGAAGAUUAAUCAAUGAGGAUACAAUGUCAAUUCAUGUGGUAACAGGGUGGCUCUAGCAGAGCUUUUAUUUUGAAACGGCAAGGUAAACGUAAAGGUUCCUGUUUACAUCACAGACAGGAAGAGGAUCUGCGGUGCAACAUGGCGUCCAGCAGUGGUGCAAAGAAUGACUUUCGGCGCAAGUGGGACAAAGAUGAGUACGAACAACUGGCUCAAAAGCGAAUCACAGAGGAAAGAGAGAAAAAAGAUGGCAAACCUGUCCCCCCAGUUAAACGAGAGCUCCUCCGGCACAGAGACUACAAGGUGGAUUUGGAGUCUAAGCUUGGAAAGACCAUCGUCAUCACCAAGACCACGCCACAGGCUGAGAUGGGCGGGUACUAUUGCAAUGUUUGUGAUUGUGUUGUGAAAGACUCCAUCAACUUUUUGGAUCACAUCAAUGGCAAGAAACACCAGAGGAACCUGGGAAUGUCGAUGCGAGUGGAACGCUCCUCGUUGGACCAAGUUAAAAAACGUUUCGAGAUUAAUAAAAAGAAGCUGGAGGAAAAACAGAAGGAGUACGAUUUCGAGGAGCGAAUGAAGGAAUUGCGAGAAGAGGAGGAAAAAGCAAAAGCGUACAAAAAGGAGAAGCUAAAAGAAAAGAAAAGGAAGGCGGAGGAAGACCUUAAUUUCGAAGAAGAUGAUGAAAUGGCUGCUGUAAUGGGAUUCUCAGGGUUUGGUUCCUCCAAAAAGGGCCACUGAAUACAAAUGUGUCACGUAUACCCAUGCUGAGGCCUCACCACUCUGUCCAGCUGGAGGACUGGUUAGAUUUUGUCAACUACACCGAAUGCCAUGAGAAGAUACAAAGCCAACAAAUAGUCCACUUAUUUUGCCACCGUCAGUUAUUUGACAUCUCAGUACUUGUGUAAAUCUGGUGAUUUGUUAUUCUAAUUACUUGUCCAGUCUCUUCUGUAGAUUUGGAGUUACAGAGUAAACUGAAGCAAUAUGGCAUUAUUGAAGACGUACUAAUGAAUAUUUUGUAGGUGUUGGUGUAGGUGCUGAAGGAUUAAAAGGCCAGCAUAGACUAAAACCAGGAAUUAUUUUUCGUCCUCUUCUGAAAUUUGAACGUGUAUUUGCUGAUAAAUUGUUUCAUUUUCCUUUUACAUUAAAAACCUUUUAACCUUUUCAUUUGAAUAAAUAUUUACAUGCCUUUAA
Molecule: messenger RNA, 1452 nt
Organism: Pangasianodon hypophthalmus (striped catfish)
Lineage: Eukaryota; Metazoa; Chordata; Actinopteri; Siluriformes; Pangasiidae
Gene: zmat2
Product: zinc finger, matrin-type 2
Exons: 7
Coding region: 403-999 (198 amino acids)
Biological process (GO): mRNA splicing, via spliceosome
Cellular component (GO): U4/U6 x U5 tri-snRNP complex; spliceosomal complex
Molecular function (GO): zinc ion binding; nucleic acid binding
Source: RefSeq, a predicted model, not a curated record